Messenger RNA from Letharia lupina, 654 nucleotides. RefSeq lists its product as uncharacterized. Bases 1 to 654 code for a protein of 217 amino acids. The record is from RefSeq and is a predicted model, not a curated record. The transcript has a single exon. NCBI's taxonomy places the organism in Eukaryota, Fungi, Ascomycota, Lecanoromycetes, Lecanorales, Parmeliaceae.
AUGGAGGCACGAGCCAGAACAUGCAUGGGCCCGUUCAUCAGCAUCGGGACAGGCAUUCCACCAAUCGACUUUUUCUCUAAGAAGAAAGGGAACUUCAACAAUGCCGUAACCACCCUCCAAGCAGCGCUGAGGCUUCCUUCAAGGAGCGUAGGAGUGCACCGGAAAAGGGAACGGCUUUCAAUGCACGACAACAAAGAACGCUUCUCCUACUUUAGAUUUGACGGAGGCGAGCGCGACGGAGAGAUUGCUCUGGACAAAUGGAAAGGCCACCAAUUUACCCGACUGACUGGCAAAGACAAGAAUCCAGGAUGCAUGACUUUGGAAAAGAUGUACGUCGCUACCGCCGCCUACCUCGCGGAACCCAAGGUGCAGCAAGAUCUCACGGAGUGUGCGAGGAUCCUGGUACGAAGAAGACAGCUUCGAAUGCGCAACGGCUCUGAGUGGGAUCGCUACGCAUCGUUCUCAUACAAUGAUUGUAAUGUCGAAGGCUGCGCCAGACAGCGUAGCAACAAAGCUCAAGACUUCAGGGAGCACCUGCGAAAGUUCCACCAGAAAAUCGCCGAUCAUGAGAUGGAGCGAAGGGUUCUGGAAUGUAGACGUGUCCAUGGGUUCUACCGCCCGAACCCCCCUGACGCAACACCCUCUGCUGGAUAA